AUAUGUCAUGUGAAUUCGGAAGUAUGGCUGCAGUCAAAUAGCUUGUUUUGAAGCAGUUCUUUGAAGAGGCAUCAGUCAUCGUGAUUGCUUCUUCUUGACGAACUCAGCAUCACAAAAUACCGGCUGAUUCAUAUUUUUUGUGAAGAAAAGGCUUGUCAUUUGAGAUAGCUUACAGCCAAAUCUAAUCUUUACAGGGGAACGUUAACGUUAGGCUUCAGCGUUCAUCACUCAAACGCGAGAACCACUUGGGAAUAUAUUUUAACUUACCUCAGUGAAGGGGGGAUAUUAGGUGUUAUAUAUAUUAGCAUUCCUCCUUGUUGGAUCCGGCGACUUUAAAACACGUUCUUUGGUCGCAUUUUCCAUUACUACACGUACUUGGAGGUAGUCUACCGGUAGUUAGCUUGCUAAUUUAGCUUGUGGUUGUUGGUAGCCUGGGGUAUUAACAUUUCUAGUUAUUAUUAACGUUACUUUGAUAAGAUAUUUGCUAAAUUUAGCUGGCUCAUAAUUUGUCAACUGGCUUGCUCGCUACCUGCGAAUCGUCGUAAUGUAACAUAGCAGAACCUAACUGCUCGAGGCUCUUAAUUCACAUAUUGUAUGAACUUGCAAAUGUGACCGGUGGUUUGCUCACGUUAUUAUAUAGAAGUAGUGCUAUAUUCUAAGGGUAUUUGGCAGCAUUUUAAUGUGCUAACCGAGUCUGGCUUUUAAUUUAUCGUUUUUAUCUAGCGUAGGGUAAUUCUGGUGAGAUCACCGUCUACUCAAAGCACUUUGUUAACUGCAUCGCUCGACAUUUAGCCUUUUUGUGAAAAUGAACACAGAGAAGGACUUCUCCCCUUUGACACCCAACAUCGUGAGAGCUCUCAACGACAAACUUUACGAAAAGAGAAAAGUUGCCGCUUUAGAGAUUGAGAAGCUUGUGCGGGAGUUUGUUGCCCAGAAUAAUUCCACCCAGAUACGACAUAUCAUCCAGAUCCUGGCCUCUGAGUUUGCCCUGUCGCAGCACCCCCACAGCCGCAAGGGGGGGCUCAUCGCCCUGGCUGCCUGCUCCAUCGCCCUGGGGAAGGACUCGGGGCUGUACCUGAAGGAGCUGAUCGAGCCAGUCCUCACCUGCUUCAACGACUCGGACAGCCGCCUGCGUUACUACGCCUGCGAGGCGCUGUACAACAUCGUGAAGGUGGCUCGGGGCGCGGUGCUCCCCCACUUCAAUGUCCUCUUCGAUGGGCUGAGCAAGCUGGCUGCAGACCCAGACCCCAACGUGAAGAGUGGGUCUGAACUGCUGGAUCGACUUCUGAAGGACAUUGUGACAGAGCGCAACAAGUUUGACCUGGUGGCCUUUGUCCCCUUGCUGCGUGAGAGGAUCUACUCCAAUAACCAGUACGUUCGCCAGUUCAUCAUAUCCUGGGACACGCGCGCGCGCAACAUGAAGAAUUUCUGACUGGUGGUCGGUUCGCUCUUUCAAAUCCUGGUGUUGGAGUCGGUCCCUGAUAUCAACCUCCUGGACUACCUGCCAGAAAUCCUGGACGGACUCUUUCAGAUUUUGGGGAACAGCAGCAAGGAGAU
Molecule: messenger RNA, 1557 nt
Organism: Conger conger (European conger)
Lineage: Eukaryota; Metazoa; Chordata; Actinopteri; Anguilliformes; Congridae
Product: protein VAC14 homolog
Exons: 6
Coding region: 806-1432 (208 amino acids)
Biological process (GO): phosphatidylinositol biosynthetic process; positive regulation of kinase activity
Cellular component (GO): endosome membrane; PAS complex
Source: RefSeq, a predicted model, not a curated record